CAGCUAUCAACUGCCCAACUUGAACCUCCAGAGGAACAGAGGAGACGCUUUGAAAUCGAAUGCGAGUUUGUCCAGGCUCUCGCCAAUCCUCAUUAUGUGAACUUUCUGGCACAACGUGGUUUCCUAAAGGAGCAGCAUUUCAUCAACUACUUGAAGUACCUUUUAUAUUGGAAACAACCAGAGUAUGCCAGGGCUCUGAAAUAUCCGCAGUGCCUACAUAUUCUCGAAUGUCUUCAGUGCAGUAAUUUCCGUGAGGCCCUUACCUCAGGAGCAAAUGCUAAAUUCAUUGAAGAUCAGCAGGUUCUCCAAUGGCUGUACUAUUUGCGAAAGCGACAGAGAUUACAUGUAAGUUUGGAGGAUUUCGUAUAA
Haemonchus placei is the source of this 369-nucleotide messenger RNA. NCBI's taxonomy places the organism in Eukaryota, Metazoa, Nematoda, Chromadorea, Rhabditida, Trichostrongylidae. The record is from the annotation of a GenBank genome assembly.